Rhinocladiella mackenziei CBS 650.93 is the source of this 771-nucleotide messenger RNA. RefSeq lists its product as uncharacterized. The transcript is spliced from 3 exons. NCBI's taxonomy places the organism in Eukaryota, Fungi, Ascomycota, Eurotiomycetes, Chaetothyriales, Herpotrichiellaceae. Bases 1 to 771 code for a protein of 256 amino acids. The record is from RefSeq and is a predicted model, not a curated record.
AUGCCACUGAAUCUGAGAGAUCACAUUGUGCUUAACAACUAUGUCAGUCGGCAGCUUGGAAUCGAAAGGUCACCAUACGACCGACUACGGUCUGACGCAUAUUCUAAUAAAUUUGACUUAAGCACGCGAAAUCCUGAAGAACAAGGUUAUAUACAAUACAUGAGCCCUUCAGGGCGCGGCGAAGACGACAACCACUUCUUCGGUCGUGCGAUCAACCGAGACAAAGUUCACAAGGGGCUCUUGAAGUCAUGGCUCACGAGGUGUGACACAGCCAACUACAGCGUACGAAAUCCUUCAUCUCCCAAAGAGCAGUCGCCGUCCGUCAUCUCGUCCUUUAACGCACUUCUCACAGCUAAGAAAGGUGCGCCCCGGCCCAAAUUUCUCUGGUCCACGGUGAAUUUGCUCCCGGUAGAACGAGAACAAGACCAAGUUGCUCGACGCAUCGGGACUCACGGUAAAGCCAUCCCACCCAUGGGCGGAGCUCAGUCUAAUGAUCACCAGUGGCCUCGGAUCGGAGUGGAACCGUACGUACGUAUUCUAGACCUAUAUCUUCCGUUUGUCAAUGCUUAUCAACUUGUGCAUACAAGCCAAUGGAUUUUCCCCGUCGAUUAUCCCACAAGAGAUAUUUUUCAAAACGUCGAUUUCUCCUCCCUACAUCACAAGGACCCUUCCUCAGGAGCAUCUGGCUCCGACGAGCCCGACUCACUGGAGACCAUCGACACUGUCAGGGUGGGGACGUACGAGGAAACGAGAGUGGAGAUCCGACAAUGA